Paramuricea clavata is the source of this 3954-nucleotide messenger RNA. The record is from the annotation of a GenBank genome assembly. Lineage: Eukaryota; Metazoa; Cnidaria; Anthozoa; Malacalcyonacea; Plexauridae.
AUGAAGCUACAGUUUCUCUAUGUUCUGCUAUUGCUUUGGUCGAGUAUAUUCGCUCAAAAUGAGUUCGAACAAGACCACAAUGCAGAGGUCGUUGAAAACAAUGACGAAUUUAGCCCAGGUGAAACCGAACAAAAUCCGAACGAGGCAUUUGCUGAAGUUGAUAACGACGAACACAUUAAUGUCGACACUGAUUUUGUCGAAGUUAUCGCUGAAAAUGGGAAUGAACAUAACUACAAAGCAGAAAACGUUGAUAAUAAUAUCGGCUACAGUCCAGUUGAAACCGAGCAGUAUUCUGAAGGAUUUGCUGAAAAUACUGACGAGCAAGUUGUUAGAACUGCCGCUACAGAUGUCUUAGCGCAAGGGGAUUCUGAGCAAAACUAUAAUAUAGAAAACGUUGACAACAAUGCCGUCUACGGUCGCGUUGACACAGACCAAAAUCCGAGCGAAGGGCUUACUGAAAAUGAAUUUUACAAUGGCGAACAAGUCGUUGAAACUGACGCGCCAGAAAUUCAAACACAAAACGUUAAAGACAAUGUCGUUGAAACUGAGCAAAAUUUUAACGAAGUUGCUCCACUUGAUAGCGAACAGUAUGUCGGAACUGAUCCUAUAGAAAAUUUAGCCCAAAAUGAAUUCGAAAAAGACUACAACACGGAAACAUUUGAAAACAAUGGUGUCUACAGCCCAGUUGAAACUGAGGAAAUUCCUGUCGAAGUGGAUCUUGAAAACAUUGAUCAUGACGAAAAUGAUGCUGAAACUGACGCUACGGAAAUCUCGGCUCAUGAUGAGUUGGAACAGAACUACAAUGCUGAAAACGUUGAGAACGGUGUCGUCCACAAUCCGUUAGAAACAGCGCAACAUUUUACCGAAGUGGUCCCAAAAUACGAAGUUGAUACGAACGAACACGAUGUCGGAAGUGACCGUAGAGAAAUCCAAGAUGAUUUUCAACAAGACGACAAUGGAGAAGCCAUAGAAACCAAUGUCAACAGUCCGACUGAAAUUGAGCAUGAUGAUCAUUUAGGGACUGACUUUAUCGAAAUCCUCGGUUUACCGGAAACAAUCUCAACCCCAAAUCUGCGGUCGACCAUCCGUUACAGUAUCGCUGGCCCUCGGAUAUUGGUCAUUGAAAUAUUCACAGUUGGCGUUGAUCACAUAAAGUCUGUCUUCCAUACCGAGUGGACGGAAGUACUUCACUAUGCGGGGGAAAUUAAAGCUAAACUGUUACGAGUAACUUUACCUGAUAACCUUAUUUACAAAGAAGAUAAAAUUUUGCACAUUUCUCCUGAUUUACACAGCGAAUCGUUGCUGGUUCGAGCAUACAUAGUGGACUAUGAAAACCCCUCAGUAUUACUUCUCCACGCAGAGCAUCCAGUUAAGCUGACGCCGCCCUGGAGCAGAUUGCCGAAAUACAGCAGACACUCGUGUAACUCGUGGAUAGGUAUGUUUUUUAAAAACUUAACUAAAAAUAAGAUUCCAAAAUGCCCUAAAAUUGACGACGUAGUUGAAUUACUCUCAUUCCCCGUCGCUCUUGUGGGCAACGAGCACGGUUACAGGAAAUUUUUUCAAAAGCUCCGUGAAUCUGAAGAAUUACAGAACCGUCCGUCCCAAUUUACCCUUGCAACAUGGCUGUAUCUUACUAAGCGUUGCUCAAAAGACAUGUGUCCGUUAUUGUAUCACAUCAAGGCAACUGCUUUCCAAACCCCGCUUAUUGGUUUAUUAAAAUCCGGCCAUUUACAUCUUCAAUUUCACUAUGAAGAUGGUAGUGGCUACGCUUUUCUUUUCGAUGCCCAAAUUCCUAUUCGCAAGUGGAUUCAUAUUACCGUAACAGUAAAACACACUGUGGUAUCUGUUUACGUAAGAUACGGUAAAAAUCUCGAGCAUGUUAAAACGUUUGUACAUUCGGAUUUCCCAGAUGGGUUAUAUCAUUAUAAUGAUACCGAUGGAUAUUGGGGUCUGGGAGGAUCCCCUGGGUUUAUCUCGGCGCAUGGUUUCAUCGGUUCUGCAAGAAUUUAUCGCAGACAUGUUCUAUCGCAAGAGGCAAUUGAAACAAUUUUCACUGUAGCGUCCAGGCCAUAUUUAGGAAUUGUGGACCAUUUUAAAUCGUGUCGUAAACUAAAAACGGCAGUGAAGUUUUUGUUAAGAAAAGAGAAUAAAGCCAAGAAGCAUUGCUCGUCGAGGAAUUGGUUAAAUGAUGCAAAACGUUCAUAUUGCGAUGUAGGUGUCCGCGGUUUAGCGACCGAAAUUGUUCAUAUUUUGAUCGACAUUUUGAAUAUCAAUGAAACAAGCUCGGGUGACAUGAUACAACAAAAAGUAUAUGAAUACGCUUUUAAUUUGACAAAAACAAAUGAGAACUAUGUCAAAGAUACAUUGCUCUUGUCGUAUUCGUCCUGUCUCGGGCACCCACAGUCGUUAUAUUUGCUAUCUGUGUUGUACAGAACCGGUUUAGGGGUAACUGUAAACCCAAGGAUAUCUCAGAGAUAUUUAUUACUUGGUUCCUAUUACAACCACCCAUUAUCCCAGAUGUCCCUAGCCUACAAACAUUUCAUUGGUGUAGACGGUUUGCCUAAAGAUCACGAAGUAGCGAGCACGUACUACCGUUAUGCCGCUGUACAAAGCAAUCGCGUACUAGUUGAACACAAUGAGGUCGACACGCACUCCGAGGCAGUGCGACUCGAUAAAAAGGAAGACCUAGAAAAUUACCGUGGUCCGGACUCAAACUGGUUUAGCUGGUUAAUACAUCAGGCUAAACGAGGAGUUACAGACGCACAUAGCGCGUUGGGUGAGGUGUUUUACUAUGGUUCGCGCGGAUUUCGACGCAAUCUAACCAAAGCUGCGGAAUUUUAUGAAAUGGGUGCAAACCGCGGUGAUGCACAAAUGUUGUUUAAUUUAGGCGUCGUCAAAUUACGAGGUCAAGGAGUCGCUGCAAAUGCUGAUGAAGCCCGCGACCUUUUGAAGAAAUCCGCUGAACUUGGGUUUGCUCCUGCGCACAAUGCUUUGGGGUAUUACGAGCUCAAUGUACGUCAAAAUAAGUCCGGAGCAGUUGAAUAUUUUAGAUUUGCGGCAGAACAUGAAGACAGAGAUGGUUUAUAUAACUUGGGUUUUGCUUUAGAGAAUGGUCUCGCUCCAGGUACUGUAGGAGAUCUUAAGUCAGCUAUGCCGUAUUAUAUUGGUGCCGCGAACAAAGGGCACACAGGAGCAUGCGUAGUAGCAGGUGAUGCCUUCAGCUUGGGACAACACGUUGACCGUGAUGUUAAAAUUUCUAUCAUAUAUUACAAGUUCGUUGCAGAUCAGAUCCCUGAGAUAGGUUUACACUUGAGGAGUGGUCUUGAUGGAUUCUUUGAGAAAGCUUGGUACCAGUCCUUAUUGCAUUACCUCCUCGCUGCCGAAGCCGGCAUGGAGAUUGCCCAGUACAACGCCGCGCUGCUUUGUGAAUGGGAUUGGGAACUGGUAUCACAACACACCCGAGUGGAUUGCGCGUGGCGAUAUUACAACCAUUCGGCGAAACUAGAGUGGGUACCAUCUCUUAUUAAAACUGGCGAUAACCACUGGUAUGGAAUAACAGCUGAGAAAAACAUUACCACUGCCGCACGGCUGUACAGUCAGGCAGCUACCAAAGAACAAAACCCUCAGGCGAUAUAUAAUUUAGGUUAUUUGGUGGAAAAUAAUUAUCCUUUAGAUGGGUUAGAUUGGAUCCAUUUUCAUCUUCCGAGUGUUAAUCCUGGUAAUCUUACACUAGCUGCAGCUUUAUAUAGAAAAUGUCGGGAUUCAAGUGAUGAGGCAUUAGUUCCUUGCUCACUUGGGUUAGUACGUGUUGCUGUGAAAAUGGCCUGGCAACUAGAGUUGGUGAAAAGUGAGGUAUUGUUAAUACCGUUGACUCUGUUUAUUGUUAGUCUUACUUUACUCUAUUACUUAUGCCGUUUAAUAAACAAUGAUCGUCAAAUGAUCGACCUAGCAUAA